Messenger RNA from Spinacia oleracea (spinach), 1449 nucleotides. RefSeq lists its product as uncharacterized. The transcript has a single exon. Bases 143 to 1216 code for a protein of 357 amino acids. The record is from RefSeq and is a predicted model, not a curated record. NCBI's taxonomy places the organism in Eukaryota, Viridiplantae, Streptophyta, Magnoliopsida, Caryophyllales, Amaranthaceae.
UACUUCAUGUUGCCUUUCUCCUAUUGGCUAACCAUCCUGUUAUAUACUACCCACCAACUCUUGCUCCCUAGUUAACCCUGGCUGCCCCUUUUCAUCAUCAAAUUGCAAUACCCAAAUUAAUUUUUUUUAAAAAAAGAAGAAGAUGAUUCAAGCGUUAAAUCUACCCUAUUCAUCAAAAACGGAUGAGAUAAUGUCAAGGUAUAGGCCAAUAGCACCAAAACCAGAGAUUCCUGGUGAUUCAACCAACAAUAAUGGAAAUGGUAACAGUAACAACGCUUAUGAUGGUCCAUCGGUUCCUGAGAAGUUCCGGCAAUCGCCUUAUUUAAGAAACAUGUGGUCUCAUCUCCAAGCCCGUCCGACUCGCACUCGUAAGCGGGGUCGAAACUCGGCGCUUUCUCCGGCUGCAGCGGCAGCCUUGCUGAGGAAGCAACAACAACAAUUGUUAGUGCAACCGCAUUUGGGUAGGAGAGAACCGACUACUUUUAUGGGCUUAUGCUCUCCUACUCAUUUUCCAUCUUCUGCUCACAACUUGUCUGUCCAAACAUUUGGACUUUACACUGAUAACAAUAAUAAUAAUAAUAAUAAUAAUAAUAAUAAUAAUAAUAAUAAUAAUAGUAAUAACGAUAAUGUGGUUGAGCUUCCUCUUUUGUCAUCAUGUCCAUUGUCGAAGGCAAUUGAUUUGAACACAGCUGCAUUGGAGAUUAAUUCUCUUGAGGAAAGAGAUUUACAGCUGCAGUUACAAGUGCAGAGUACGGGAAGCAAUAAAACUUGUGUGAUAUCGCCGCGGCCAGUGAGGCCAGUAGGGUCCACCAUUAGUAUAGUAGGGGCCAUCACUGACGAUCCGGAAGCUCGAGUAAUCGUAAAAGCACCUCAACAAGUAGAGGCAACAGCGGAAGAAGAGGCAAUGCCAGCUGUAUUAUCCGAUCGAAACAACAAGGUCAGGAUGGUCAACUCGGCUUAUAAGGAGCUCGUUGGACAGCCAGAAUGCCCCUGGCUCGAUUCAAUGUGUUCAGGUACAAGGAUCAGCGGUGAAGUCAUGCUACAAUUAUCGGAUUCCGGGUUGCCCGUAUCGAGUAAUGGAUUUUCUUGUUGGGUCAGGAUUCAAUGGGAGACUAAUGGGAAAAAGAAUACGGUGAAUGCGUUUUGUCACGUUGUCAAAAUGCUAUGUUUGUCUAAGGAUUAUGUUUAUUAUUGGAGGUUCAACACUACAGAGUAGAGGCCUCUAAAGUUUCAUCACUUUUUUAUUAAUUCUUAGUAAUGUAUAUUCAACUACUCAAAUUAUGGGGGAAAAAAAACAACCAUAAAUAUAUGUACGGAGUAUCUUAUAAGUAAGUAGUACCGUAGUAUAGCAUAGACUAUAGACUAGCUACUUGAAUUAUUACUGUAAACAAGGCUACUUAAUUUAAUUACCUUCUUCAGUUAUAAUUUAUUAGAUUUUGGUUUUAUUUC